AUGAGGGCGGAGGUGAUCGAGGACGAGGUCGCCCUCACUUCCUCAAUGGAUUGGCGCCAAUCCUUCCUCAGUACAUCAUCCACGGUGAACCAGACCGAUGCAAGCUACUCUGCUGAAAAUGCUGGAAUGCAAGAUAGAGUUUUGUGUCCUUGCGCCCGUUGUGCAAAUAGGUUUUGGAGAAUCAGUAGCAUUGUCAAUGAGCAUUUGAUUUGCAAUGGGUUCAUGCAUGGAUACCAUACUUGGGUUUUCCAUGGAGAAGAUAGUGUAGAACCUCUUGCGCCGCAUUUAUCUCCCCAGCCUGAAGAUGUCGGAAGAUCUGAAAGCCAAAUUCAGCCUGAAGAAUUAGCUGAUAGUGAUGAGAUGGACCAGAUGUUGUUGGACAAUUUUGGAAUGUAUGACACUGGGGUUUUAGGCAACCAGGAAGAUGGCGAUAGUGCAGACGAUGAAGAUGAAGAGGACAGUAACACUGAUGAUGUUACUGCUGAUGCUGAAGCCUACAAAAAGCUAGUGGAAGAUGGUAGUCAGGAUUUGUAUGUAGGCUGCACAAGUUUUUCAAAACUACAGUUCAUAGUUAGGUUGUUGAACUUGAAGAAUACAUGGAAAGUGCCCAAUGGAUGCUAUGAUGAGAUAUUGUCAUUAUUUAAGGAAGCUCUUCCACAACCUCAUGCACUAUCAGGAAUUAAAAAUUUGCAUGCAUCAAAGAGGUACAUAAAAGACAUCGGCAUUGGUUAUGAAAGCAUUCAUGCAUGCAAGAAUGACUGUAUCAUGUUCAGAGGAGCACACAAGGACGACACAGUGUGUCCAAUAUGUAACACAAGCAGAUGGAAGAGUAAGAACACAGGAGUUGGUGGGAAAAGGAUGUACAAGGUUCCUCAGAAAGUUAUCAGGCACUUCAAACUGAAACCAAGGGUCAGAAGGCUUUUCAUGUGCUCUAAAACAACACCUUAUAUGACCUGGCACAGUAAAGGCAGAACUAAGGAUGCAAAAUUGAGGCAUCUAGCAGACUCUCCAGCAUGGAAACACUUUGAUUUUACGCAUCGCAAGUUCAGUGAAGACCCAAGAAAUAUUAGGUUUGCAUUAGCUACUGAUGGGUUCAAUCCAUUUGAAAACAUGAGCAUAACAUACAACAUCUGGCCAGUUAUUCUGAUUCCACUUAACCUUCCUCCUUGGGUGUGCAUGAAACAAUCAAAUUUCAUCCUAAGUGUUAUUGUUCCUGGGAGGAAGGGUCCAGGGAAAGAACUGGAUGUUUACAUGCAGCUGGCUAUAGAUGAUCUUCAGGAAUUGUGGAAACCUGGAAUCUGGACACAUGAUGCAGUUACUGGUGAGAAAUUCUUGCUACGUGCUGCUUUGCUAUGGACUAUAACUGAUUGGCUAGGCAGAGGCUGCAUAAGUGGUGAGAGCUUGGUUGUCUGUGCACAUUGCCUCACAAACACAUGCAGUAGGUGGUUGAAGCAUUGCAAGAAAACAGUUUUCAUGGGUCAUAGAAGAUUUUUGGUUGAUGGUCACCCGUACCAAACAGAUGGUGCAUCUUUCAAUGGAAAAGAUGAAUUCAGAGAUCCCCCACCUAAGAUUACAGGUCAAGAAAUAUCUCAAAUGACUGCAACUCUGCAUACAGAUUAUGGCAAGUUAUAG
Lolium perenne is the source of this 1632-nucleotide messenger RNA. RefSeq lists its product as uncharacterized. Lineage: Eukaryota; Viridiplantae; Streptophyta; Magnoliopsida; Poales; Poaceae. The record is from RefSeq and is a predicted model, not a curated record.